GGCGCUAAUGCAUUUUCCACAGCGCCGUUCAAUACCACAAUCUUUACUUAAAUGUUGUCGCUUGAUGUGUAGGUGUUUCGUUUUUCCCACGGAGCAUGAAUGCAACAUCACCAUCAGCUGAUACAGGACAGCGAAGCCGUGGAGCGGAGGACAGCCCUCCUGCGUGACGCAUGGUUCGCGCUACGGUACGCCAUUUGUGUCUAGCAGGGAAAAGCGCGGAUAGAGAAAAUAGUCGUGAAAAAGGGGGAAGUUCAAUCCGGCAUUGAUUACAGCAGUCAACUACACUGUUGGGCGUAAUUACAGCAGAAGGUAUGGAUGAAUCAUUGACGUCAGAAAAGGAGCCUGAACGUGACACCAGUGGGAAGGUGAAGCCAGGUGAUGAAGAAAUGGAGGAAAGUACAAAACACUCAGACAGUACUGCCAAGUCCCAUGAAGCAGAUGAGAUGUCUGAGAAACCUCAGACACACUCUGUAACUGAGGAUGGGGGUAACCUCUGCACCAUUUGUGGCUUUUUAGCCAAAUGUCCACGCUCACUGAAGAUUCACUAUGGAAGAAAGCAUGGGAAGAACAGUGAUAAAUGUUCAAAGUCAGCUGCAAAAAGUAAAACUAUCUCGAAUGUCAGUUCAGCUGGAACCCAACAGGAGGCAGACAUGGAGACAGACACAGCUGCUGAGGUACAACAGGACCUGGAGUCUGAUCUUAUGGAACUGACUUCAGCAGCCAAUGACAACGACAGUGGCAUGAACAAAAAUACUAUAUCUAAAAAGCACCAUGUAUUAGAAGAGAAGAAGACUUACCAAAAGACCCCUAACCAAAAGAGAAGACUAAGCAAACGAACACCAAAACCUAAGAAGAUUUACUCCUGCAACUACUGUGGAGCGGAAUUUAGGGACAAGGCCCCUCUAGAUGUUCACAUCCAGAGAUACCACUCCAAAGACACACCAUACACGUAUGAAGCUGAUGAGGACAUGGUUGAUGAAGAGGACUCUGAAGACACCGAGGACUCUGUGAAGGCUAUUCCAACACAAGUGGCAGCCAAGCGUGGGCAAAGCAGGUUUCAGCUGAAAUGUACCCACUGUGACUUGCGGGUUAGUACCCCUGCACUGCUGGAAAGCCACGCUCGAGCCAAACACCUGGAUGAGGAGUGGUUCCGCUGCAAAUUGUGUAAUUUUUUUUCCGCCACACCAGAAUGGAUGGAAACUCACCUGACCUCAGACAACCACAUGCAGCGACAGACAGGGAAGAAAACUGCAGAGGUGCCUUUGUUUGAAGUCUAUGUUGAGUGUGUAAGCAAAGACAGUGCAGGAUGUCCUUUAAAUGUAGAUGAUAGUGGAGAAGGAGGAAGUACCUUAAAAGGAGAAGACCAGGAAGCUGAAGUGGGAGUGGAGGAUGUUAAAGAUAUGUUAGUGGGGGUAGAAGAUUUGGAGCUUGAGCCCCCCAGAAAAAAAAGAGGAAGGCCAAAGCUAGGCUCCACAACCACUUGUACUUACUGUGGCCUAGUAGUGUCCAGUGCAACCAACCUCAAUGUUCAUGUUCGUCGUAAACACAGCAAGGAGUAUGGCUACAGCUGCAAUCUGUGCAACUACAGCUGUGUGACCAAAGGAGACAUGGAUCGUCACUGUAUCACUAAGAAACAUGUUAGACGUGCACAGGAGUGUACAAGCAAGAGCCCAGUCGACAGUAGCACAAGUGUGUCACCACAGGAACCCACAAGUGAUCAAGCUCAGGAAUCAAAUGCUGCCUCACACACCUCCAACGAAGAGCAGGAAUCUAACAACAUAGCCUCCAAAGAGUCCAGAGGAGAAGAUCCCAUUCAGGCAGACACAAGCCAGAAUAUAAGUAAAUGUGGCUCUGGUAAUCUGUGUAGCCAGUGCGAUUUUGUUGCUCAAUCAGUCCCUGCGCUCCAUCUACACAUCAAGCGAAAGCACACAAAUGACUUUGAGUAUGUCUGUUUAGCUUGUAGCUACUAUGCUGUAACAAGCAGGGAGAUAUAUCGCCAUAUGAACACAGAUAAGCACAAACAGAAAAGCAAGAGAUAUCUAGAGCCACUGGAGAGUGAGGGGCAAAGAGCUUUGGGGCUCCCAUUGAAGCUGAAAGAGGUGAACUCUGACCCAGAAUGUGUCCCUUCUAGCUCCACUGAAGAGUCUGGGUCUCGUUCUGAAGACAGUCAAGCUACUGAAAGUAAUAAUAAAGCUACACCCUCUGUCACCCCGGGACCUGUCGAUGCUGAGGUUAGUGGUGCUGGCAGUGCAGAGCAGAAGAAAGCAGAGAGUACUCCAUCUUCCACUGGUGCAGAGUCUGAUCCCAACAACCAGGCUAUUAGCCCUACUGCACCAUCUGAACCCCAGCAAGCUCCCACAGAACCUAACUCGGAAACUGAUGAUUCUGCACAGCAAGAAAAUAGGGAGGAAGUUAUUAAAGCGACAGACAAAGAACAUUUGAAUGUGAUUAUUGUAGAUGCAAAAAGUGACUGCUCUCAAUCGGAGAAUCAAAUGUCCAAAGCUCUUCCUUUUGAUGCCUGCAUUGUAUCCAUGAAGGUCUUCGCUGAGCAGGAGGAGGUGCUGCAGGAAGGUUUGGCUCUGGAAGAUGAGGCCCCAGUGAUGUGUCUGACUGGCGGCUCACGAGUGCCCUAUGGCCUCCUGUCUCCAAGUGUUCCACAUGCCAAGAAGCUCAAGGAAAAGGAAACGAGGGAGGAAUCCAAAGGAAGCAGCUCUCGCAUACGGUGCGAGGACUGUGGCUUCAUGGCAGACGGCACGAGUGGCCUCAAUGUCCACAUCUCAAUGAAGCAUCCGUCCAAGGAAAAGCAUUUCCACUGCUUGGUUUGUGGCAAGUCAUUCUACUCUGAGAGCAACCUGCACCAGCACCUGACCAGCGCCGCCCACCUGCGCAAUGAGCAGAACAGCGUGGAGGAGCUGCCUGAAGGGGGAGCCACCUUCAAGUGUGUGAAAUGCACAGAGCGCUUUGAAUUUGAGCACGAACUGUUCGUUCACAUCAAGGAGAAACACGAGGAGCUCCUCAGAGAGGUCAACAAGUAUGUGCUAGAGGACACGGAGCUGAUCAACAAAGAGCGUGAGGAGAACCAGGGCACUGUGUGUAAAUACUGUGGCAAGGUGUGCAAGAGCAGCAACUCCCUGGCUUUCCUGGCACACAUUCGUACUCACACUGGAUCCAAGCCCUUCAAGUGCAAGAUCUGCGACUUCGCAACCGCUCAGCUGGGAGAUGCCAGGAACCACGUGAAGAGACAUCUUGGCAUGAGAGAGUACAAAUGUGACAUCUGUGGAUGGGCCUUUGUGAUGAAGAAGCACCUCAGUACUCACCUACUGGGAAAGCAUGGAGUUGGACAGCGUAAAGAGAGGAAGUUUGAAUGCGGGUUGUGUGAACGCUCCUUCAGUGAAAAAUGGGCCCUAAACAACCACAUGAAACUGCACAAUGGGGAGAAACCGUAUAAGUGUGGCUGGCCGUCCUGCCACUACGCCUUCCUCAACCUGUCGGCCAUGAAGGACCACUACAGGACACACACUGGUGAAAAGUCCUACCUGUGCGACCUGUGCGGUUUCGCAGGAGGCACGAGACACGCCCUCACCAAACACAGACGUCAACACACAGGAGAAAAGCCCUUCAAGUGCCAACUCUGCAACUUUGCCUCCACCACGCAGUCCCACCUAUCACGGCACAAACGUGUCCACACUGGGGAGAAACCAUACCGCUGUCCCUGGUGCGACUACAGAUCUAACUGUGCUGAGAAUAUCCGGAAGCACAUCCUCCAUACGGGAAAACACGAGGGCGUGAAGAUGUACAACUGCCCCAAAUGUAGCUACGCCACUAACGCCCCCAUGGACUUCCGCAACCAUCUGAAGGAGAGCCACCCUGAUAUUGAGAACCCAGACCUCGCCUACCUACAUGCAGGUAUCGUGUCCAAGUCUUUCGAGUGCCGUCUGAAGGGACAGGGCGCUACGUUUGUGGAGUCAGAGUCCAUGGGUUCGCCUGUACACAUGAAGGGAUCAUCAGAGGCAUCCAUACACGACGACCAAAUCCAGCAGGUCAUCAUCAUCCAGGGUUACGACGGCGAGGAGGUUGCCAUUGACCAGACCUUGGAGGAGUCGGCUGCCGCCACCCUGCAGACGCUGGCUAUGGCCGGUCAGGUGGCCGAGGUGCUGCACAUCACCGAAGACGGACAAGUCAUUGCCUCAGGAAGAGAGGUGGCAUCUGGGGGGGCACACCUGGCGGGAGACAGCACCCAGUUUGUGGUGCUGGAGUCGGGGGAGGCCAGGGAGGAGCUGCAUGCCGUCACCAGAGGCGGGGUGGCAGCCACGGGUCACAUUGUUUCCGAGUCGUCCUCGGCCCUGGAUGCUCUCCUCAGUGCCGUCAGUGAAAUGGGUCAUCAGGAGAAAACACAAGGAGAGACGACUAUCAUCCACGAGGUCUUGAGCCCCGACAUGGCCGAGGCGGUGCAGAGCGAAGGGCAUAUGAAGCAGGAGCACGACGAGGUGCAGGUCAUCCAGGAGACGAGGCAGCCGGCGGGGAUGCAAGAGGUGCUGCAGCUCGCGGCGUCACAGAUGAUGAAGGAGGGUCUGACCCGAGUCAUCGUCAAUGACGAAGGCACUCACUACAUUGUGACGGAGCUGGACAAUUGCACCUUACAGGUGGAGGGAGCCGUGUAUGGAGAGGCUGGGGCAAGUGAUGGGGAGGUGCAGCAGAUGGAGCAGCAUGCUGGAGAAGAGAUGGUGGUCUAUUUGGAAGGAGAACCCUCAUAAUUAAGUCCUGGAAGGAGAGAAGAGAGAGAAAUGAGCAGUAUUCAGCACUGGAGGGAGAAUCAAUAUUCAUUUAGGCUCCUGCACAGGCCUGGUUUCUGAUGGAGUGAGUGGGAGAGCAGUAUGACGGCUGCACACACAAUGGCCGACCGCUGAAAGUAGAGAAGUACACACAGAGGGCAUCAAAAGCUCAUCCCUUUAACACACACACACACACACACACACACAUACACGGAGCGAGAUGGUGGGCUGAGAGAGAACGUAGUGGAAGAGUAGGCAGGAAAAAUGAGAGGAUUACAGAUGGAUGUGAAGAGAAGUGAGGCCAGAGAGAAGUGAAAGAGCAGAGAAAUCCACAACCGCACACAGAGAGAAAGGAGUGUGUCAUUUUACAUGCCACCUGUCUGCGUCUGAGCCCGUCUUUGUCUCCUGCUCUCAGACGCGCUGCAUUCACAAACUCAACUCGCGCAGGUCAAAUUUACUGUGUAAUCAACUCAACAUGCCUGUGAGCGGGAUCCAAAAAAACUGCCACAGCAUUCAAAAUUCAUAAACAAUCACUCAGACAGUUUGUUGGUGGUAGGUUAAAUAUUUCAGAUACUAUGCAAAUGGCGUUUCUGUGCUUGUAAUGCAGCCGUUUUUAGACUUUGAAACAGCAUGACCUCACACAUUGAAUGGACAGACAGAGCUACUACACGGCCACAUAAUUAGGAACACCAUACUGACAUUAUACCAAGUGAAACAAGCCUCAGUUCUUUGUGAUGUGGAUGAAAGAUGUGGGGGGGAACUUCCCCUUUCUCCCCGUUUCAUGUCGACAUGAUGGCAUCACAUCACUUCUGCACAUCGGUCUGCUGCACAUUCAUGCUGCCAGUCUCUCGCUCGACCACAUCCCAAACAUGUUUUCUUGGACUCAGAUCCGGUGACCGCCCGGGGGGGGCAGGGCCCCUCUGAAUUUCAUUUAGCUCAGGCAAAAGUUUGGCAGCUGUGGCGAUGGUACGGACUCCACCACAGUAAAGACACAGCGAUGUGAGUCAUCGUGGCCUCUCUGUCGGCUCCCAUCACUUUGGUCGUUCUUCUCUGACCUCUCUGAUGCUCAGUGGAGUGUGUGUGUGUGUGUGUGUUUCAAAAGUAAUCAAACCAGCCUGUCUGGUAGAAACAGUCAUGCCAACAUAACUAAGACACAUUUUUUUUGUUGUUUUCUGUAAACAUCACCUGACGCUCCUCACCUGCAUUUGCAUGAUUUUUAAGCGAUUGCGUUGCCGCCCCAUGAUUGGCUGCGGAUAAACUAAGCAGGUGUUCCUAAUAAAAUGCUCGGUGAGUAUAAAUGACUGUCCCCACUAGUCAGCUCAGUGUGUGCUGUUGUUCCUUGUUGUGAAUGGGAAUGUCUGCGUGGAUGUCGGCCCAGCUUGUACACUAUCCUACACGUCUGGCUGAGUGAUUGUGUACUGUGUGUGUGUGUGUGUGUGCAUCCCCACCCUCCCCACCCUCCCCGUGUAUCUCCCUAAUCAGGGCUGGAUGGCUGAUUAUUAACUGCAGCAGGCCACUUGUGUGACAUGGAAGAGAGAGAAAUUAGCAGCUGUCACCCAGUGAUGAGUUCAUUUCCUGACAGGCUUCUGCUCUGAGGAGUCCUGCGUUAGACAAGCAGACAGCUGAUGGAAACC
This is a messenger RNA of Solea solea (common sole), 6406 nucleotides long. RefSeq names its product zinc finger protein 407 (gene znf407). The coding region runs from base 312 to 4754 and encodes 1480 amino acids. The record is from RefSeq and is a predicted model, not a curated record. NCBI's taxonomy places the organism in Eukaryota, Metazoa, Chordata, Actinopteri, Pleuronectiformes, Soleidae. Gene Ontology annotation, molecular function: zinc ion binding; nucleic acid binding. The transcript is spliced from 11 exons.